AUGGAGCGGCGCGAUAGCGAUGCCCCUAGUGGGCGCAAUGUGCCCGAGCCCAUGUACAGUCUCGGCCUUAACCAUAGCAACUCGAGCAUAUUUGAGGAUGUCGAGAUGGCGCAUGACGAGUUGUAUGCUGGCCCCAUUGCCGAGAGCUUGCCUACGAGCCUCUCUGCCUUCUCUCAUCGUCGCCAGCGGGCCGAUUCGAUGGCAAGCUUUGCGUACUAUAACGAAGAGGAGAACGAGUCAGGCCCUCGGCUCAUGUUCGAAGAAGACGGGGCAGUACCGUUUGACCUGGACGAGACCCCCUUUGAUCUCGACGAGGACGAGGAGGGAGACCCGGAAGUCCAACUCGAGAAUGGGCAUUCGUACGAAGAUUACGCGCUGCGCAGGAGGUCCUCAACCAACUCGAGGGGCUCCGUCCAUGCUAGACUUCUCCGAACCGAGAGCGGAGUGACAGAUGUCAGCGGCCUCCGCGAUCACGGCAGAGUUAGUCAGAAAUUGCACAUGGUGAAUGAGGAUCUCACUAUCGUGAUAGCUGGCUUUCGCACGAGCAGACCUGGCUACGCUGCGUACCUCAUUCUGUGCGCCGUAACGUUGGGAUUUGCAUAUCUUCUCCUGCGGUGGCUCCCACGAUGGCAGGUGAAGUUGAUUGGCAGGCCGUGUCCGCUUCACGACAGCCAGUGGGUAGUCCUCGAGAAUCAAUGGGGCGAGAUGGCCAUCCUCAAUGUACAUGUGCAGCCCUACAACCGACCCCUUUCAACUGUAUUUGGGACUCCGGAAAAGAUUUUUGCCCAAUUGCUAGAAGAUGAUGCCGAUCCGCUACUUCCCGAGCUACGGGUCCUCAACUACCGAUACGUGCGCUUCUUCUACCACCCUCUCAAGGAUAAAUUUGUCCUUUGUAAUGGGUGGCGAGACCCGGCGUGGAACCAUGUUCGGGACCUCCGUGCGGGUAUCGACAGCGAGGAGAAGGAACAUAGAGAACAUGUCUUUGGAACCAACCUCAUUAACAUUGAGCAGAAGUCUAUCUACCAGCUUCUUGUGGACGAAGUCUUCCACCCAUUCUACGUCUUCCAGAUAGCAAGUUUGGUCCUCUGGUCUCUUGACGAAUACUACUACUAUGCCGUCUGUAUCUUCGUCAUGUCGGCGGGCAGCAUAAUAGCAACCCUGGUGGAAACGCGCGCCACCCUGCGACGUCUUCGCGAUAUCUCUCGUUUCGAGUGCGAGGUACGAGUCCUUCGCAACGGUUUCUGGGCCAGCGUCUCUUCGAGCGACUUAGUCCCUGGGGACGUCUACGAGAUCAGCGAUCCCAGCCUUUCGCAGUUCCCAAGUGACAGCCUACUUCUGAGCGGGGAUUGCAUUGUCAAUGAGAGCAUGCUCACAGGCGAAUCUGUCCCGGUUUCCAAGAUUCCCGCUACCGAUGAAACACUACAAAUCAUGAACCUCGCCGCCUCGACGAUCUCGCCUGAAGCCGCUCGCCACUUUCUCUUCUGCGGCACAAAAGUUAUUAGGGCAAGACGGCCACAGGAAAAUAGGGACGACGAGGGUGUCGCACUUGCAAUGGUUCUGAGAACCGGCUUUAACACGACCAAAGGUUCUCUUGUCCGGUCUAUGCUCUUCCCCAAACCGUCCGGGUUUAAAUUUUAUCGCGACUCCUUCCGGUACAUAUCCGUGAUGGGAUGUGUGGCGCUUCUUGGGUUCGUUGUGUCUUUCGUCAACUUCCUUCGCCUCGGACUAUCCUGGCACCUGAUAGUUGUGAGAGCAUUGGACCUGAUAACUAUCGUCGUUCCGCCGGCCCUCCCGGCUACACUUGCGAUAGGGACAAAUUUCGCUUUGAGUCGACUUAAGAAGAAGCAAAUAUUCUGCAUUAGUCCGCAGAGGGUAAACGUGGGCGGGAAGCUAGACGUUAUGUGUUUCGAUAAAACGGGCACCCUGACGGAGGACGGGCUGGAUAUUCUCGGUGUGCGGCUGGUGUCUCGAACGACGAACUGUUUUGACGAUGUCAUUGCUAAGGCGGCGGGCCUAGUCCCUCGCUCCAGUCUGGAUGCAGGACCGGGUGAUAAAUACGACAUAAAUCGUGCUGCAUUAUUCACAAUGGCCACUUGCCAUUCCCUUCGCUCCGUCGAGGGCGAACUCAUCGGCGAUCCGUUAGAUGUUAAGAUGUUCGAAUUUACCGGAUGGACCUUCGAGGAGGGCAAUCAAGGUGGGACCGAUCAGGAAGAUGAGGAACAGGGCGGGCUAUCUCCCCCGGUCGCCAGACCUCCCCCCGUACCCAUGUAUGAUACGGAUGACUACGGAGCGACUCGGGGGCAGAACCCGCCGAUCGAACUUGGGGUGUUGAGGACCUUUGAAUUCGUCUCCCAGCUACGGAGGGCCAGCGUAAUCGUGCGGGUGUUUGGCCGGCAGAGUGCCAGCAUAUAUGUCAAAGGGGCACCGGAAUGUAUGCGGGAUAUAUGCCGUCCUGAGAGCUUCCCGACCGACUAUAACGAGCUCCUGUCAUAUUAUACACACAAGGGAUAUCGAGUCAUCGCCUGUGCCACGAAGCAUAUAAAAAGGCUAUCUUGGGUAAAAUCUCAAAAAAUGAAACGUGACGAGGUCGAGUCAGAUCUUGACUUCGUCGGGUUCAUCAUUUUCGAGAACAAGCUGAAGCCAACGACAACCACAGUGAUCAAGGAGCUUACCCAGUCGAAUAUCGGCUCCAUCAUGGUCACCGGUGACAACAUCUUAACUGCUAUCAGCGUGGCUAGGAAUUGCGGCCUCGUGGAGAAUGAUGCACAUUGUUUUGUUCCCCAUUUCGCCGAAGGAAACUCGCGCGACCCAAACGCCCGCUUGCAGUGGGAAAGCAUCGACGAUGUGAUAUACGAACUGGAUAGUCGGACUCUACUCCCGCUCCCGGUUCCUCCGGAGCGUGAUGUUUCGUUGCCAUAUGAUAUAACGAACUUAAGGAAUUACUCUCUUGCGAUAAGCGGGGAUGUCUUCCGAUGGAUAGUCGACUUCGCCCCGAACGAAGUCAUGCAGCGAAUGCUCGUCCGUGGCAAAGUCUUCGCACGCAUGUCUCCAGAUGAGAAACACGAACUUGUCGAGAAGCUCCAAAGCAUCGGCUACUGCUGCGGGUUUUGCGGGGACGGGGCUAACGAUUGUGGCGCUCUCAAAGCCGCAGAUGUUGGAAUCUCCCUCUCGGAGGCGGAAGCAUCCGUAGCCGCCCCGUUCACAUCGAGGGUGUUCGAUAUUCGAUGUGUUCCUGAUGUGAUUCGAGAAGGACGAGCCGCUCUAGUGACUAGUUUCAGUUGCUUCAAGUUUAUGAGCCUCUAUUCCGCUAUUCAGUUCACCUCUGUCAGCUUUCUCUAUGCUUCGGCUUCGAACCUCGGAGAUUUUCAGUUUCUCUUCAUCGAUAUCCUCCUUAUAUUGCCAAUUGCUAUCUUCAUGGGCUGGUCAGGGCCGUUUCCGGUUCUCAGCAGGAGGCGACCGACUGCAAACCUGGUGUCGAGAAAGGUCCUUACCCCUUUACUGGGUCAGGUAGCCAUCUGCAUACUUAUACAGGCUGCUGCAUGGCAUAUUGUUCGGCAGCAGAGCUGGUAUAAGCCGCCGCAUAUCAACCCAGAGAAGUCCAACAUCCGAAACUCGGAGAAUACGGCCCUGUUCCUCGUCUCCUGCUUCGAGUAUAUUUUUAUCGGCAUCGUCCUCAACGCCGGACGCCCGUUCCGACAACCCAUAAUUCGAAACUGGCCGUUCAUGACCACCAUUUUCGCGUCGCUUACCUUAACAAUCUAUCUGAUUCUCGCACCAGGGCCCCGCGUCCGGGCGCUCAUGCAGCUGACCAAGAUCAGCCCGUCUUUUGAGCUCACGCUGCUGGCCCUCGGCGCCGCGUACCUGGGCGCCGCGUGGGUCGGCGAGCACUACGUUUUCCCGGGCCUUGCUCGGGUGAUCGGCCGCGUAACGCUAGCCCUGGCGGGCGCGCCGAAGAAGAGAAAGGAGUACAAGGACAUCCUCGAGCGGAUGGAGAGCUGA
Molecule: messenger RNA, 3999 nt
Organism: Durotheca rogersii
Lineage: Eukaryota; Fungi; Ascomycota; Sordariomycetes; Xylariales; Xylariaceae
Exons: 16
Coding region: 1-3999 (1332 amino acids)
Biological process (GO): intracellular calcium ion homeostasis
Cellular component (GO): membrane
Molecular function (GO): ATP binding; P-type ion transporter activity; ATPase-coupled monoatomic cation transmembrane transporter activity
Source: RefSeq, a predicted model, not a curated record